CGGCGGGGCGCGCCGUGAUGACGUAGGGUCGGUUGGCGCCGGGCGAUCGGAGCCGAUCGGAGCGGGUCGGAGCGGAUCGGAGCGGAUCGGAGCGAUUCGGAGCGGAUCGGAGCGGAUCGGAGCGGAGGAUGAGUCAGCAGGGCGCCGCGCUGCAGAGCUACAACAACGAGCUGGUCAAGUGCAUCGAGGAGCUGUGCUUGAAGCGGGAGGAGCUGAGCCGGCAGAUCCUGAAGGAAGAGGAGGAGAAGCGGAGGCUGCAGAACGAAGUGCGGCUGCUGUCCGAUAAGCUGGCGCGGGUCAACGAGAGCCUGGCCAGCAAGAUGGCAUCCCGCCACGAGUUCGACCGGACCAUCGCCGAGACCGAGGCCGCCUACCUCAAGAUCCUGGAGAGUUCCCAGACGCUGCUUCACGUCCUGAAGAGAGAAACGGGAAACCUGACCAAAGCCACCGAGACCAAGCCCAGCUGAACCCAGGGCCCUCGGGGCGGGGAGGGUCCCAGCCGGGAACCCCCCCCCCCGCCCCGGAUUCCCCCCGCCGACGGCCCCCGGGGCCCAGCCUCCGGGGACCCGCUCCCCGGACGAAAUGUCUUAAUAAAGUCUGUUCGGCACCGCGACUCUUCCCUUCUGUGGCCCCCUCGGGCAGCCCCUCUCCCAGAGACCCGCUCGCGGGGGGCGGCUGGUUCCAGCCUCGGACGUGGCUCUCCCGGCCCCCGGACCGGGGAAGGAACAGCGGAGACACCCCCGGGGGCUCCUCUUCCCCGACUUGGUCCCGCUCCCCCCAUCCUCAGAGGUGGGGCUCCCACGGCCCUUUGCUCGGCCCCGGUUUUCCGCCCCCCCCCCCCCCCCCCCCCCCACCGCCGGACUCCCUCCUCCGUCUUGCGGGGUUGGUCGGGGAUGGCAACUUCCCCGCUUGUGGCCCUCGUCCCCGACCUGAAACCCUACCUGCCCGCUUUUACGUUGGAAUAAAAAUCUUCCGUCAAAGUC
Molecule: messenger RNA, 983 nt
Organism: Ornithorhynchus anatinus (platypus)
Lineage: Eukaryota; Metazoa; Chordata; Mammalia; Monotremata; Ornithorhynchidae
Gene: SSNA1
Product: SS nuclear autoantigen 1
Exons: 3
Coding region: 129-467 (112 amino acids)
Cellular component (GO): centrosome; ciliary basal body
Source: RefSeq, a predicted model, not a curated record